Messenger RNA from Elephantulus edwardii (Cape elephant shrew), 1698 nucleotides. It is a transcript of the gene WDR88, whose product is annotated as WD repeat domain 88. The coding region runs from base 1 to 1698 and encodes 565 amino acids. The transcript is spliced from 12 exons. Gene Ontology annotation, molecular function: protein binding. Lineage: Eukaryota; Metazoa; Chordata; Mammalia; Macroscelidea; Macroscelididae. The record is from RefSeq and is a predicted model, not a curated record.
AUGCUCUGGACCUGGAGGGUCUGCGCGGGGCCGCGGGCGCGCGACGCCACCGUUCACGGCCAGGCCGCCUCCGAGAUGGCCUCCGAGCAGUCGGACUCCUCCAGCCCCCCGAAAACCCUGGGCCCCCAGCUCCUCGGCUCGUCGCUGCCCUCGACGGCCCCCAGCAGCACCGAGACGCUGUCCAGGCUGCCCUGGGCCACGGUGGCCCGAGCCUACGGCUGUCUCAAGCUGCCCGUCUCCGAGGCGCGCCAGAUGCAGCUGCUGAGCACCCUGGACCCGCUGAGCACCGGGGACCCGCUGAGCACCGGGGACCUGUACGGGGGCCGUCACCUGCCCGGGAAGUCGUUCUGGGGCGACCAAGAGCCCCUCUCCAAGAUCCCAUUUAAAAUUCUGAAAGGUCAUAAUCAAAUGGUGAGUUCCUGCCAUUUCUGCGUAGAUGACACAAAGAUCCUCAGUGGCUCCUACGACUGCACGGUGAAGCUAUGGGAUGCUGUUGACGGAGUGGUGAUUCGGGAUUUUGAGCAGACGGCCCACGCUCCUGUUUUAGAGUGCAGCGUCACGGCUGACAGCAGAAGAAUCCUUGCAGCUUCCUAUGACAAAACAAUCAGGGUGUGGGACCUUGAGACGGGAACACAGCUGUGGAAUGUCAAGCAUGAAAACUUCAUCGUCUCCUGUAAGUUGUCUCCUGAUGGUAAAUAUGUGGUGUCUGCCCUGGACGUGAAUCAUGGCUUCUGUGUAAUGGAUGCGGUCAACAUCUGCACUGUGUCGCUCGUCAAAGAUCACCACGAAAGGUUGAUAACAGCAUGCUGCUUUGACCACAACAGCCAGAAGAUAGCUUCCGUCUCAUCGGACAGGACCAUCAAGAUUUGGGACCUUAUAUCCCAGGCCACACUGCUCACCAUCACAAAGGCACACGCCAAUUUAAUCUCAAACUGCUGUUUCACCUUCAGUAACCAUUUUCUGUGUACAAGCUCUUGGGAUAAAACCUUAAAAAUAUGGAACGUCCAAACAGGGGAGUUUCGAAAGCAUGGAGCCUGCGUGACUCUGAUGCAAGGCCACCAGGGCUCCGUGAGCUCCUGUCAUUUUGCCAGAGAUGCCUCUUUCGUCGUGUCUGGAAGUUUCGACAAGAGUGUGGCUAUUUGGGAUGUAGGAGAAGGCUGCUGGAAGUUCUCCCUGAAGGGCCAUAAUGAUUGGGUGAUGGAUGUUGCCAUUAGCAACAACAAGAAAUGGGUUUUGUCUGCUUCAAAGGAUAAGACUAUGAGACUAUGGAACAUUGAAAAAAUGGACCAAAUUCCUAUGAUAGUCGACUACAGAAAGGCCCGGAGCUUAACGGUGUCACAGUGUCAAGAAUGCAACAGGCUUUUCUCCAUCUACGAAAGUGACUCCUCUACUGAAGCGUUCACCAAAUGUGGCUUCUGUAGGGUGGAUUCAAGUCCCUUGUCAGCUGAGGCCAUGCCACUGUUAUCAGAAAAGAAGGAGUCUGAGCGACCGGCUGGACGCCGGCGGCUGCGGCGGCGGCGGCGGCACGAGUGCUCGCACUUCUUUAGCACCUUCCAAAGGGCUUUGCUUGGCCCACUCCCAGCAGCCGGGCCCACCGUGCAGUUUAGAACCUUCUGCUCCAGAGACUGCAAAUACCUAGGCGCUGUAAACCACGUGGAUGUGGGGCCAUACCCCCGAGCAAUCAAAAUCCUGGAGUAA